Molecule: messenger RNA, 1308 nt
Organism: Penicillium subrubescens
Lineage: Eukaryota; Fungi; Ascomycota; Eurotiomycetes; Eurotiales; Aspergillaceae
Exons: 3
Coding region: 1-1308 (435 amino acids)
Biological process (GO): sterol metabolic process
Molecular function (GO): oxidoreductase activity, acting on paired donors, with incorporation or reduction of molecular oxygen; heme binding; monooxygenase activity
Source: RefSeq, a predicted model, not a curated record
AUGGGCAAGUGGACCACUAUCAUAUUCGUUGUUCUGGCCUCGGAUCGUGACAUCGCACACAAAGUAUUCAAGUCACCUAACUACGCUGAGCCAUGUCUAGUCCCAGUCGCCAAGGAUAUUCUGGGCCACAGAGCAUGGGUUUUCCUUCAGGGGAAAGCGCACGCGGAGUACCGCCGAGGGUUGACUCCCUUGUUCACGAACAAGGCCAUCGCGACGUAUUUCCCUGCUCAAGAGCGGGUAUUCGCGGAUUACUUCGAGAAGUUUGUCACUGCUAGCAAAAAGAAUCAGGGACAGCCAAUGGCCUUUAUGAGCCUGUUCCGGGAGAUCAACUGCGCGCUUUCAUGUCGGACGUUUUUCGGAGACUAUAUCUCUCAAAGUGCAGUCAAGAAAAUUGCUGAUGACUUCUAUCUUGCUACUGCCGCCCUCGAGCUGGUCAAUGUUCCAUUUUCUAUUCACAUUCCGUUCAGCAAGCCGUGGCUUGGAAGGAGGACGGUGCGCGCUGUCCAUGCCGAGUUUGCGAAGUGUGCAGCCGCAGCGAAGGUGCAUAUGGCGACCGGGGCAAAGCCUACGAGUAUCAUUGACCACUGGGUGGCGCACAUGAUGGAAUCUACUCGAUAUAGGGAGAGGAUUACGGCUGGGGAAACUGACGUGGAAAAGCCCUCGAACUUGAUUCGUGAUUUCACCAAUGAGGAGAUCAGUGAGACUCUGUUCACCUUCUUAUUUGCCUCCCAAGAUGCAUCCAGCAGCGCCACAACCUGGCUGUUCCAAAUACUGGCUCAACGGCCAGAUGUACUCGAUCGUCUACGCAAGGAAAAUUUGGCUGCGAGAGGAGGCGAUAGGAAUAAGCCUUUCGACUUACCCAUGUUGGAAUCUCUCACCUACACCAACGCCGUCAUCAAGGAGCUUCUUCGUUAUCGACCACCAGUUAUCUUCGUUCCAUACCUGGCGACGAAGAACUUCCCUGUGACGCCAGAUUACACGGUCCCUAAAGGUUCAAUGAUUAUUCCGUCAUGCUAUCCUGCCUUGCACGACCCAGAUGCAUACCCCGACCCAGAUGUGUUUAAUCCCGACCGCUGGAUCUCGGGCGAUGCGGGGUCGAAAACCAAGAAUUGGCUCGUCUUUGGAGCCGGAGCCCACGACUGCCUCGCACGAAGGUAUGUGCCACUGUCAAUGGCGGCGAUGAUUGGCAAAGCGGCGCUUGAACUCGAUUGGAAGCAUCAUGCCACAGAGAGGUCAGAAGAGAUUCGCGUAUUUGCUACGCUGUUUCCGAUGGAUGGUUGUCAAUUGGCCUUUACAAAGCGCUCUUGA